UAUUCAACGAUUAGAAGAAGUUUACUUAUCUUGUCUCCGAAUACCUUUUACAACAUAAAAUUUCAAUCUCCUUGACGAUCGACCGUUGUAAACAACGCCGCCGUGACUGGAAAGACGGACAUGCUGGCCUUCGUGUAUACACCAAUGCUUAAAAUGAGGAUCCUGUUGCUUUUCUUGACUUUUACCCUUAUUCGAGCAGAUAGCGAAGUUAUCAGCAACACCGAUAUAUACGUAGGCUCCUACAUACCACCAUUCAGACCUACUUUCGAAUCUUUACUAACAUGUCUUGGACCAUUUUAUAUGACUGAAGACUUUAUUAAAGAUGUUAAAAAGCGAUACAGUUGUAUUUACGAAGAGGAACCGUUUGAAAGUCCAGAUACUAUUUCUCCAGAAGUAUAUAUUGUUGAAAUGCUGAAUGGAGGUAAUGGAGGUGAUGGCGGAGAUGCUGGUCCUGGGUUUGCAUUGGGUGACGCAGGCGGCGAUGGUGGUAACGGUGGUAAUGGUGGCAACGCGGGAAGAUAUGGAGAUGGAGGAUCUGGAGGUAACGGAGGUAGUGGUGGGGCUGGAGCAGCUCCUGGCGGAGCCGGUGGAACCGGAGGUGAUGGUGGUAAUGGUGGCGAUGGUGGAUUUGGUGGCAGUGGUGGUGCUGGGGGUGAUGGAGGAGCAGGAGGUCCUGGUGCAGAAGGGGCACCAUGCAUGAAUGGAGGUGCAGGCGGAGAUGGAGGGAACGGUGGGAAUGGAGGAGACGCUGGUAUCUACGUACCCGGACACGUAACAGGAGAAAUGUGCCCCGGAAAAUCAAAACUCAGCCCUAUCGACGCUGCUUUCAACAGAUAUGGGCAGAAAGUACGGAUUUUCCAAUCUCAUAAUGCUGAUAAGGCAUUGAAUCUCUUACAAGAAAUAAAGAUUAUUGUAUGUAGUAACGCAAGAUGUAAUAGAGGUGUUGGACGAUGCAUCCAAAAGUACUGCUGGAGAAGAGCUGUUAUUGUCAAGAGCUGUGAAAAUAACUCUAUAUUUGGUUACCGUCUCCCUGUUCUGAAGAUCGACUGGAUUGCUAUACCUUGCUCCUGUGAAUGUUUUCAAGCCCCUUCUUUUAGAGAUGUAUACCUUUUAGCAGAGGAGAACCGCAGGCGAAUAGAAAUCUACAACUGGUAAUUGGACCUUGGCUGUAGAUAUUAUUUAUAAUUUGUUGUUAUUGAAGAAAAACACUUAAACAUUAUAUAUAUAUAUAUAUAUUAUAUAUAUAUAUAUAUAUUUAAUGUUAAGUAUGAUUUAGAUUUAACGAAAAUCAAAUUGAUUUUAAAAUUUUUAUUAUUAAUAUUAUUAUUAUAGAUAUUAUUUUACUAUAAAUAUUAUUAUUAUUAAUAUGAUUAUUAUUUUCGUUAUAAUUUUCAUUGAUAUUUUUAAUGUCAUUAUCAUUGUUAUUAUUAUUAUUAUUAUUAUUAUUAUUAUUAUUAAUAUUUAAUAAUUUUAUUUUACUGUUACUAGUAGGCCUACUAUAUGGGUGUUAUUACUAGACCGUCGUUUUAGUGUAAUGAUUAACUAUUAUGUUGAUGUUAGAAUAACAUAAUAUACCGUGAUGACAAACGUUAUAGAAAUAUAGUGUGUUUUUUAAUAAAGUUAAUUCGUCACCAUUUA
Anneissia japonica is the source of this 1638-nucleotide messenger RNA. Its product is annotated as co-chaperone protein p23-1-like. The record is from RefSeq and is a predicted model, not a curated record. NCBI's taxonomy places the organism in Eukaryota, Metazoa, Echinodermata, Crinoidea, Comatulida, Comatulidae. The coding region runs from base 121 to 1155 and encodes 344 amino acids. The transcript is spliced from 6 exons.